Molecule: messenger RNA, 5054 nt
Organism: Drosophila innubila
Lineage: Eukaryota; Metazoa; Arthropoda; Insecta; Diptera; Drosophilidae
Gene: knockout
Exons: 8
Coding region: 1059-4259 (1066 amino acids)
Biological process (GO): positive regulation of transcription by RNA polymerase II
Cellular component (GO): nucleus; cytoplasm
Molecular function (GO): DNA-binding transcription activator activity, RNA polymerase II-specific; RNA polymerase II transcription regulatory region sequence-specific DNA binding
Source: RefSeq, a predicted model, not a curated record
UUUCGAACUAAUAUUUGUACAAGUGUUUUGUGGAUGCGUUCGCGCCGCGCGUGUUUCUAACUGUGUGCAUGGAUGUGUUUUUUGUGAGUCUGGGCUGAAUUUCGAUUAGAUUGCAAUUGCAAUUGCAAUUGAAAGCGACACAUAUUUUUGCGGCCAUAUUGCUAAUUCGCUGGACAGCAAGCCGCAAAGUCUCCACACACGCAGGCAAAACUUCAAAGCCGGAGACUCUCCAAAAACGUGUGCGAAAACGAAAACAAAAACAAAACACAAAAGCAAAGCUCGCUGCCAAUGCAAACGCCACUUGCGCAGCCGAAGCAGCUCGCGUCGCUGUCGCUUCGUUGGCGCUCGUGCUAUGCGACGACAGCAGCAGCAGCAGCAACAGCCGAAGCAGCAGCAGCAGCAGAAGUUGCUGUCGCAGCAGCAGCAGCAGCGCUCAGUCUGUUUGUGUCGCUCGGUGCGUUCGGUUGCCAAUUCGCGUUGUGUUCGUUCUCGUUGAGACAUUGACGCUGUCUCUGUCUCUGUCUUCGUUUCCAUUUGUAUCUGCGUUCUCUUCGCUCGUUGCGCGUGCGCCGCGUCGAUGUUGCUGCGGUUGAAUAUGUCGUCGCUUCAGCCCAUAAGUUCGUGCGAGUCAAAGUAAAAGCCAUAAAAGCAAAAGAGCAACAAAGUCGAAAAUAAAAGUGUGCGAAAACAAAAAUGUAACAACAACAACAACAACAACAAGCAAGCCAAACCAAAGCAAACCAAUCGAGCAACAGUUUAAUACGAGUUUCGUUCUUGCUGCUUCUUAAAGUUCUUCUCUUUUGUUUUUUCGUUGACCAUUAAAAGUGACGCUGUAAUGAAGCUUUAAACGCACUACAACAAAAAGAAAUAAAAAUAAAAUUAAAAAAAAAAGAAAUAAAAAAAGUAACAACAACAACAAACGAAUUGAGCCGCCCCGUUGUGGCAUCAACUUGAACUUCAGUCUGCGUCUCUGUCGCUGUCGCUGUCUUCGUCUUCGUCUUCGUCGUGCCUCGUCUCGUGAUCUCGUGUGGUAUUUUUAGACAAAAAAUCGCAACGCAAUGGGCACCAAGUCACCCGGUGGUCCGCAGCGCUGCCGUCUCAUACUGCAGCGCUGCCUGGCCAUCCAGCUGAGCAAGCCGGGCCACACGCCCGAGGACUUUUGGAUGUACGACUCGGGAUAUAUGAUAUUUCAGAACUUCCUGGCGGCCAAUGCGCAAUGCUGGUGGAAUGCCCCACUGACAGCUGCAACACGUGCGCUCAAGUAUGCCGGACAUGUGGCGCCUGGGAUGUUGCUGGUCACCGCUGAGCCGUGUGCUCUGGAGGUGCUACGAGGCGCCUUUGCGCGCAGUGUGCUCAAACCGCCAGCUACCUACAUCAUCAGUUCCGUGGGUGACAUUGACGAUUGCAUUGUGACGCCAACGGUUCAGGGACAGUUCACUCCGCUGCCCGAGGCGCUCUGUGACGUCAUCAUGGAUCUGACCGCCGAGGGUCAGUCGGCGACCAUUGAGCAUGUGCGCAGCAAGCUGGGAGUGAGGUUUCCCCACAUGACCACGCCCGCCACGGAGGUCAUCUACGAUACGCUGGCGCAGCUGAUGCAGGAGCAGAAGAUCUACCAGACCGCAAAGGGUUAUUUCAUCUUUACGCCAGAACGUCGUCGCAGUCGUUCGAGACCGCGCAGCAAUCAUCACCAGUUAAAUGGCGGACACAGCAACAAUGGCAGCCUGGCCUAUUCCCAGCUGACGGAGGAGGAGCAUCAACAGGAUGUGGUGCCGCCAGAGGCACGCACCAUGCUCAUGUCAAAUGCCGAGGCAUUGCACUCACUCUACGGUGAAAUAUCCACGGAACGGGAUGGCGAUCUAACGCAUCAAUGUAUACAAACCAAUCUGGCGGAUGUCAUCUGUGGAGGCAAUCCCAAUGACAAGAUCAUUUAUCCGCGUGCGGCCAAGCGACGCAGUGCAUCAUUUCCGACACCGCGCAGCUUGGAACGUCGGCACAGUUUGCGGCUCUUUGGCUCAUCGAAGCGCCUGCAACGCUGCGCCUCCACACGCAGCCUGUCCAAGACCUAUGCCCAGACGCUCAACACCACGGACAGCAGCAGUUCGGAAUACCAAAGCACAGAUUCGUCAUCACCCAAAAAAGGAUCUUUGCUCUCACGACUUUUCCGACGCAGCGGACGCGCCAAGCAGCGUCAGAUUGAAACUUACUCGGCACAGUUUCCACCUGCCGAGUGGUUCAAUACUCGCGCUGUCCAUCUGCAUAGUGUGGGCACCCAAACUGCAGAUCACGACAUGCCCGCUGUUCAUACGCUGUCCAACUCGACGUUCUACGAUGGCUCCGAGCUGAGUCAACGUUCGUCGACGCUGCCGCGCCGCCAUCGCCGUCACAUGUCCAGCGAGUCGACGUUCCUGAUAUCCUCGAGGGACUGCUCGCCGAUCAGGAGACGAUCGCCCGUGUACUGCAGCAGCUCGCUACCUCGCUCCACGCAGUCCAUACCGGCCAGCAGCAGCAGCAGCGGCGCCGUCGUCAAUCACAUUAAAAUGAAUCAUUCGUCGGCGACGUUGUCACGCCUACAUGCGGCCACGCCCACGCCCACGCCACAGAAAACAGCACAAAAGUCGGUGAUUGGCAAGCACAUCUUUGAGAGCUCGCCGGCACGCUCCUCCGCGCUGAAGUCAGCGAUGCCAGUGAAGCGGCAAACGGAUGGUCUGAUGGUCAUCAAUGGCUGCACGGACAACAAGACGACGUAUCGGAGUCUGCAGAGCAGCGGCCCAUCCAGUUUGGAGUCCUGCAAGACGUCGAUGCUGGCGAGCGGCCCCUCGAGCAUUGACAGCGGCAAGGUAUCGUUCAGCCAGAAGACCAGCGGCCACUCUAGUCUCGACUCCCAAUGCUCCACGAACACGGCCGUCGUGGCGCCCAACUCCUCCAAUGGCAGCUCUCGUUCCAUUCUCCUUCUGAAUGGCUCACCACGUGGCACACCGCGUCAUCAGGCGAUGCGGGCGCGUGUGGCAGAGGCGCAGGCGCAGCGGCAGCGUUCGAGCACGCCGAGUCGCAUCCUGGAGGAGCUGUCGUAUCCCACGACGAAUGGAGUCCCCAAUUCGAGUAGCAACAACUCGAUAACGCUGCAGGUGACCACGAGCUCAAAUGGAAGUGGUCAGAGUAUUCCCAGCACCAAGAUCUUUGUGCAAAACUCGCCGGUGAGGAGUGUAAUCACUUUGGAGAAUGGCAAAAUGCUGGAGAACUCGAAUGUGUUUAUCAUUAACAAUGAAACGAUGACGAACGAGAAGGGGGAGAUCAUAAAGAAGACGCUGUCCAAGCAGACAACUCCAGCUGCAUCUACAGCAUCCACAGCAGUGCCCAUGGCCACAUCCACGCCAGUCAGGCCGGAAUCCGUGCCGGAGCAGCCGCUGAGCGAAACGGAGGCGAAUUCCGAGACCUGCGACUCCAUUUCCUUCAUCAGCGAGAGUUCGCCCGAGAAUACAGCGACUGAGACGCCCUCCUAUGAUGGGGGCAAGUAUGCCAAGAACACCAACAAUGAUGCAACGAUGAACAACAGUCGCAAGCUGUGUCUGCAGCUGACCAAUGGGAUUGCCUACAAGAACAACGUGCUGAAGAAUGAAUCCCAGCCAAAUUCACCAUGUGGAGAGCAACAACAGCCGCUCAAGUUGGCCGCCUUGGCUAAUCAGGACUUUGAGAUUGCCGGAUCUGUGGGUAAUCUGCAUUUCUAUGAGAAGCACUCAAAGGACAAAAUGAUGAACAACAGCAGCAGCGAUCUGAAGAAUCUCUGCUAUGAGUCUGUCUGCCAGCUGCAAAAGUGCUCCAUGAAUGGCGAUGAACUCGCACUGGCGCAUCUCCUGCACAAGUCGAGCAAUCCGUUGGGUAGUGAACCGAAUCUCGCACUGAAGGAUCAUGCGAAUGACAAGGCAAUCGACAAGGAGGCCAUGGACAGAAGACUUAGUCUCACCAAGGAAUCCCUGGAGCAGGGCAUGGGCAAUGUACUCGCCGCUGGCAAUGAGGAGCUCUACAAUUUUCCCAGUCUCACAGAUCUGUCCUUCAACUUCACAUCACUGGCAGCUCGUAAAAUCCUGCAAGGCGUCAGCCUGAACAGCAUCGAUACGCUCGUCGAGCUGAACAUGGCGGCAGCGGCGGCGGCUGCAGUGGCGGCCAGCAGUGCCCAGGAGAAGCAACAGAACAACCAGACGGCAACGACGGCAGCGGCAACAACAGCUGCCUCCGUGUGCACAGACUUUGGCAUGGUCUAAUCAGUAGUUGGAGGCGCCUCCAACCAACAGAGCAGCUCUGUUGGCUCCGGAUGCCGCUUCAUCCUUAGCAUAAUCAAACGAAAAUGUAGACGAAAAAGAAAAUGUAGAAAGAGCAGAAAAAAGUGCAUUUGGCAAGCAAAUUAAUUUGCAAACUCUGUAAUUUAUUUUUAUCGAAUAUCGAUCUGAUCGUUUCCGUUUUGUAGCAACAAUUUUUAUAUAUUUUUUUUUUGUCUAAUUGUGUAUUUACAAUUUCUUUAAAUAUCGGAAGCAAUUUUUAUUAUUUACAGUGCCAAAAUAUGUUUAGUUUAAUUAUAAUGUUUAUAUACUUUGUGUGGGCAAGUCGAAUGAAUAUUGUUAUCCCAACAACAACAAUCCCCAACAAACAAUCCCACUCGCGAAUCAUCCGAAGGCAUCUGAAAGAGUUUGCAAGUGCAAUUUAUUUUUAAGUAGAGAGAGAGAGAGAGCAGCUCCCAAAACUUUAUGUAAAGUUUUUAUUUUUUACCUCUGCUUAGAACCCGUGUUUAAUUCUUAGUUUUUUGUAUAUUUGUUUAAAGAAAUAAUCGUUUAGACUAACAUGCUGAUAAAUGUAACCCUAACCACAAACGACACACACACUCACACACACAAACUCACACACACACUCAAAACAACACACACAUUGCGAAUAUAGAAUUUAGCACAUACAACAGAAAUAUAUACAAUAAUUUUGUACAAGGCCUUAAUUAGUAGAGUCAGCAAUAAUAAUAUAUAAGUUAAAAUCACUAAUAAAAUAUAUACAAAUUUAUACAAACAAAA